UGACUGAGAGGCUUCUACAUGGUCAGGAGUCUGUAUCUCUGUUAUUCACUCCAGUAAGGAUUGAUUGAUAUGGUGUUUGCUCUGCUCACCUCUGAAUGAAUAAUGGAGAUGUAUGGUGUCCUGCUUAUGCUCGCUGUUAUUGUCAGUACUGAGACUCAAGUUGUGCACAGGGACGUUCUGUUUCUUGGAUGUUCUGAUGCAGAGAAAGAGUUUUUGUAUGGAUUUGAUGGAGAGGAACUGUACCAUUCAGACUUCAUUAGAAAAGAAGGAGUAGUGACAGCGCCUGACUUUGCAGAUCCCGUCGGCUUUCCUGGAGCUUAUGAGGGUAGUGUUGCUCAGUUAGAGGCCUGCAAGCAAAACUUAGCCACAUACAUUAAAGCCUGCAAGCCCACAGAUGAGCAACUAACCCCCCCGGAUGCUUCCAUCUAUUCAAAAGGUGACGUGGUGCUGGGUGUUCAGAACACUCUCAUCUGUCUUGUGACCGGACUCUUCCCUCCACCUGUCAAUGUCUCCUGGACUAAAAACAAUCAGAUUGUGGCAGAGGACGUGAGUCUAAGCCAGUACCGCAUAAAAAAUGAUGGCACCUUCAACAUCUUCUCCUCGCUGAAGUUCACACCUGCAGAGGGAGACAUCUACAGCUGCACAGUGUACCACAAAGCUCUAGAGAGCCACUUUAUAACCAAAACAUGGGAGGUGGAUGUUGCUGUUCCUGGUGUUGGUCCAGCUGUGUUCUGUGGAGUGGGUCUGUCUCUGGGGCUGCUGGGAGUCGCUGCUGGAACUUUCUUCCUCAUUAAAGGAAACAACUGCAACUGACAGAUCUGAUUUAAAAGUCAACACAUUCUUGUUUUAUAAUUCCAAUUAUUUGUACUUCUAAUUAACAUUCUCCACCAAUGAAAAUUCUGUAAAUUAAACCUUUUGGUACUAAAAGCAAUAAUUUUGUGUACCAUAGUACAUGAAAAACCAUCUUCAAAUUUG
Messenger RNA from Cyprinus carpio (common carp), 975 nucleotides. Its product is annotated as H-2 class II histocompatibility antigen, A-U alpha chain. Gene Ontology annotation, cellular component: membrane; MHC class II protein complex. NCBI's taxonomy places the organism in Eukaryota, Metazoa, Chordata, Actinopteri, Cypriniformes, Cyprinidae. Gene Ontology annotation, molecular function: MHC class II protein complex binding. The record is from RefSeq and is a predicted model, not a curated record. Gene Ontology annotation, biological process: immunoglobulin production involved in immunoglobulin-mediated immune response; immune response; antigen processing and presentation of exogenous peptide antigen via MHC class II.